Molecule: messenger RNA, 6506 nt
Organism: Spirodela intermedia
Lineage: Eukaryota; Viridiplantae; Streptophyta; Magnoliopsida; Alismatales; Araceae
Source: the annotation of a GenBank genome assembly
AUGCCAGAGCUGCGGAGUGGGCCCCGGCAAGGUCGGCUGAAGUCCCGAAAGCUUGAUGAUAUCCCGACAUCGUCUCAGCCAUUUGAAGAACCGGCAGACUGUACUCCUGCUGAGAACAGGUCAGGGAGGCGUGGGGGGGCGGGGAGAGGGAGAGGGAAUGGUGCAGUAGCCAGAGGUCGUUCCAUAGCGCAGGGCAGGCCAGCGGCUGGUGGCAGAGGGAGAGGUGUGAGGGUGAUUGAUCUAGACCCCGAGCCCUGCAAGGUCCAGAAUCAAACUCUUGUAGGCGGUGCUCAGGAUCCAGCUCUGAACCAGGCGGCGGGUUGUCCUGUUGACAAACCAGCAGGAAUGGAAGGGGGGAGUGUCGAAAAAGUUGUGGGGGCAGAAGAGGAAGCGACGACGUCUCCCAUCCCUGAUCGGGUAUGGUUCGACACUCUUCAUUCCCUCCCUGGUUUAUCUUUUUGUGAUUAAGGUUCUGUUUUUCGUCAAACCCAGGGGCAUUAGACUUUUGGUUGCCAUAUUUUGCAGGAUAUGAUGUGUUUGUCUCCUUCAACUCAGAGGAAGACUAAUGGCUAUUAUCAUCAUCAUUCUUGUUAUUAUUAUGAUUAUUGUUAUUCAUCUUAUUUUUCUCUCCCUGUUCAUGUAUCUCAAUCGCAUGCAGUGCCAAAUGGAAUAUUUUAGCCGAGUAGUAUCUCAUUUUUGGUGGUUUGUAUUCAUUAAUGGGUAACUGUGUGCACUUUCGGAUUCUCUUGACUCUGCAGAUGGGAUGAAUUGUAUGUGGUCGCUUUUGUUCUAUGCCUUAUAGCUAUAUUUAAUAUAUUUCCCUGAUGGCGACAAGACUCUCUCUUUUUCCGCCAAGGGAAAAGGGAAGGGGAACGAGCCUAUGACUAGACUCAACCAGCUGCCCCCUAGUUUUUCUAGCUGUUCCCCUUCUGGAGGAAGAUCAUGAAAUCCACAGAAUUUGGUUGUGAGUCGUGAAGAAUGCAGAUAAUCCUCUAUGGAAAUUUAGCGCACUGAAACCAAGUAGUGUGGUUCUCAUGUUCCUGCCUCGUUGCAAAAUAGCAGAGUAAUCUAAAGUUGGAUAAGUUCUCACUUUCAUCAGGUACUUGUUCUGGAACGUAUUCCUCCAUGUUUUGUGCUGACAGGUCUAAAUGGGUUCAUAUGUUUAAUCACGUACGACCAAUAUCCAUCGUCAUCAUUAUUAUUAUGUCAUGUUCUUCAUCUUGGAGUUCUCUUGGGGUCGUCGUUUAACUUAAUUUGCAUAAUGGAUCUCACUCAUGAUGGAAAGCUCAGCAUGAUUGAUUUCUGGUUAAUCUUUUUUCGACAUGUUCUAAUGGUAAUCCUUGCACGAAUAUUGGGAACACUUUCUUCUUUCCCUGUAUCAGAGCAAAUCAUAUCCUGAUGAAAAAGCUCUGUUUAAAAAUUUAAAGGUGCAAGUGGGAAAUUCUCCAGUCUACAAGGUAGAGAGGAAGCUGGGAAAGGGAGGUUUUGGGCAGGUGUAUGUUGGACGAAGGGUGACUGGUGGAUCUGAGCGCACAGGGCCCGAUGCCUUUGAGGUUUAAUUUUGAAUCUCCAUCACUUGUGCUCUAAAGGUAUCUGUGAAGAUUGGUGCUCAUCGUGUAUCCUUCAUUUUCCUGUGGUGGAUGCAGGUGGCAUUGAAGUUCGAGCAUAGAAAUAGCAAGGGUUGCAAUUUUGGGCCCCCAUAUGAAUGGCAGGUCUACAAGUAAGAAGCCACCGCCCCCUGCUGCUGUAAUUUGUCUUACGUCUUCUUGAUCUAAAACUGUGUUCUUCAUCUGACUUGAUGAAUAUGUUUAUAGCCACCUCAAUGGAUGCUAUGGACUGCCGUGGGUUCACUACAAGGGCCGUCAGGGAGAUUAUUUUAUUUUGGUGGGGAUGGACUCUACCAUUUAUUGGUCUCAUAAAUUUAUAAUCUUUAUUGAAUUUUACUUACAAUAUAGUUUAUGAUGAUUGUCUCAGGUCAUGGACAUCCUUGGACCAAGUCUUUGGGAUGUGUGGAAUUCCAUUGGUCAAGCGUAAGAAACUAUUCUUGACUUCAUAUUCAAAAUAUUUUGUGAAAAAUUGUGCCAGUGGUUUGAUUCGCUCCUUGAACAGAAUGUCACCAACUAUGGUGGCUUGUAUUGCUGUGGAGGCAAUAUCGAUUCUUGAGAAGCUACACCAGAAAGGGUAUGGCUGUGUGGUGGUGGUGGUCUCUUAGUUAUGAUUCUCAAAAGUUACUGUAAUUAAUUAAUAAAUUUGUUCAUUGUGCAUCCCCCCCCAAAAAAAUAUAUUUUCAGGUUCGUACAUGGAGACGUCAAGCCAGAGAAUUUCCUGUUGGGUCAACCCGGAAGCCCAGAUGAGAAGAAGCUUUUCCUUAUUGAUCUCGGACUGGGUAUGUUGCUGUUGCUUCAAUCGUUUCUUAUGUUGACCUUUUUUCCCCACUGUUUACUCGUAGAGUAGGGGCACUUCUAAAGUGUCUAAACGAAUUCUUCUCGAUUGAGACGCUUCUACAGCAACAUUUGCACAAUUUCUGUUCGCUUUUCAAGGCCUUUCGGUGUGAUUUUCUGUUGGGUAUCACAAUCUCAUGUGUGGUGCUAACAUAUGCUAAUUUAUCAGCUUCAAAGUGGAGGGACACUUCGUCAGGUCAGCACGUCGAUUAUGACCAAAGGCCAGACAUUUUUAGGUUUGUGGAAAAACAUUUCAUUUUUUCCCCAGUUUUUUUGCUUAGAAGAGGAUUAAUUUCUCAGCCCACUUUAAUAUCUCCUUUUCGUCAGGGGCACAAUACGAUAUGCAAGUGUCCAUGCGCAUUUAGGCCGCACAGGGAGCAGAAGAGACGAUCUUGAGUCAUUGGCCUACACUCUGAUUUUUCUCAUGAGAGGGAGGCUGCCGUGGCAAGGCUAUCAGGUUGCUUUCCCCCCCUCUGUUAGUACCUGAUUUCUCACCCCUUUGAUUGAUCUCUUGCUCAUUAUUAUGCCCACUGUGCAGGGGGACAACAAGAGCUUCCUGGUUUGUAAGAAAAAGAUGGCUACUUCUCCGGAAAUGCUAUGUUGUUUCUGUCCUCCUCCUUUUAAGGAAUUCCUUGAGACAGUGACAAACAUGAAGUUCGAUGAGGAGCCGAACUACUCAAAGCUUAUUUCCCUUUUUGAUAGCUUGAUCGACACCUGCACUUCACUAAGGCCUAUCAGAAUUGAUGGGGCGUUGAAGGUCGUCAUUGACAUGGCAUCAUCAAAAUCGUCACUUACAUUUUAUAUAUUAUUUUUAUUUGGUUUUGUUUUACUUUGCUUGGAGCAUGUCAUCUGUUGUUCAUGGCUCUGUUAUCUGUUGCUUAAUAAGACGAUCAUGUUUCCAACAGGUUGGCCAGAAACGGGGAAGAUUACUGGUGAAUCUUGAAGAAGAUGAGCAACCUAGAAAGAAAGUCAGGAUGGGAAGCCCAGCGACCCAGUGGAUUUCAGUAUACAAUGCACGGCGUCCAAUGAAACAGAGGUAAGUGAAUCACUUUUGACCACACCACUGUGUUUUCCUUCAUUGUAUUUGUGGUGGAACCUAACUACUGAUCAUGAAACUCGCCUAUUUGGAUAAAAGGAACACAAUUUGCAGGGAGUGUGUUACGUAUUAGUCUUACCAUUACUGUUUUUCUUUUAUCCUAAUAUUAUUCACGGUUGUAGGGGUGGGAAGACCAUUUAGUUAUCGUGGUCUAUGUAGAUUAUCCUAAAGUCGAUUAGGCUGCACGAUUUGAUGGCUAGAUAAGUUGAGUGAAACGGAUUUUAAGGUUUCGCCUUUUUAUGGGUGUGCUGUUUAUUUUCAUAUAAUCAUAAUGUCUUUUGGAGUGUUGUAAUGGGAAUUUGCCAGCUUCUUUAAAUAUCAUGGGCAAGAAUGCUUCCACUCGUGUUGAAUGCAUGCUCUUAAAGGAGGCAUCUUCUUUUCAGACAUGGCACAAUUUUUUCGGCUUAGUUUCAUGUUUAUGUCACUGAUCAGGCGUCAUUUAUUCUGAUUAUCUUCCUCUUGCUCGUUUUAUUUUCAGCAGCAUAUAUGGUCGAACAUUUGGGAGUGCUUCAAUACGUGUUCAGACCUGCUUUUUAUAUCUGAAUUACGGAUUUUGUUUUCUAUUUGGUUUGCCAGAUACCAUUAUAAUGUAAUAGACGCAAGGCUUCACCAGCACAUUGAAAAGGCUGUUGAAGAUGGUUUGUAUCUCAGUUGCGUGGCCUCUGCCUCAAAUCUCUGGGCUCUUAUCAUGGAUGCUGGAACUGGUUUCUCCGACCAAGUUUAUGACUUGUCUUCUGCGUUCCUACACAAGGUGUGCUCAUGCUGGCAGGAAUCUCUUGCCCAGAUUUUGCCUGAUUAUUUUCUUUCACGAUCUCAUGUUACCCUUGCAUGCCCCUGAUCGCCACUUUGGUGACUGUAAAUGGUUUUAAAAAAUAAUCUGUCACAGGAGUGGAUUAUGGAGCAGUGGGAAAAGAACUACUACAUUAGCUCGAUUGCUGGUGCAAACAACGGCAGCGCCUUGGUCGUGAUGUCUAAAGGUGCUCUUACAAUAAUAGCUCUCUCUACCUGACAACGCUUCUCUCUCCUUUGAACUCCAAAGGUUUUCCAGUUGAUUAUCACUUUUGUUACUUCACAUCAUUACCGCUCCGAAAUCUGCAUGCUAAGAUAAUUGAUUUUUUCUCGGAGGCAAGUACGCACAUAAAUCAUGCCUUUCGUAUUUUUCUUGUUCUUAUGUUCGUAAUUGUCAUGGUGGAAGGUUGGAGAUCAUGAAAAAGGAAUCAAACAUAACACUUUUUGCGAUUUAUGCAUUUUCUUCUUUUGGGGUGAGAAGAAUGAAAUAUCAUGCCUUUUUAUGAUUGAAAGUUGGAUAUUAUGAGAAAGGAUGUAUGAAAAGUUGGAUAUUAUGCGUGCUUUCUGGAAUGCAGUCGGCCUAAAAUAUUAUGCUCUUAUGUUUCUUUAUUUAUGCCUUUUUUUAUUUUUAUGAUUGAAAAUUAGAGGCUACAACGAAGAAAUGCAGACGCGAGCCAAUUUCUUUUGUCUUUUUUUUUUCCGUUGUGUAGAACGGUCUAAUUCGCUUUGAUGGUUUUGAGCUUGAAACUGUCUCUUGCUAAAAAUGAGGACAAGAUACAGGGAAAAAAAAGAAGAAGGAAUAGAGUGGUGUUGAAGGGGGUAAGCGUCGAAAUUUUAUUUAUUUAUUUAUUUUAAAAAAUCAAUUUAACGAUCUCCAGCUGCUGUUUUCCGUAGUUUGCUGCAGAUUUUUUUUAAAAAAAAAUAAUCAUCUGUGCGGGUCGUUUUCUGUGCAUCGUUUAAGGGUCUCAAAAUGGCAGAAAACUCUUCAGGUGCCAUGCUGCUGAUCGUCCGGGGGGUGGUGGUGGGUGAUCUUCAUAUGUGGCCUCGCAAAAUUCAUCAGUGACUAAUUUUUUUGUUUUGGCCUGAAAAAUCUGCAUGCAUGGCCGCCGUGCUGCGCUCUCCACUGAUCUUCAUAUUCUUCUCCUCUGGAAAUGGUGUUGACCCCGUGUUUCUUCUCUUGUAGGGACUCCGUACACCCAGCAGUCAUACAAAGUGAGCGAAUCCUUCCCAUUCAAGUGGAUAAACAAGAAGUGGAAGGAGGGCUUCCAUGUGACCUCCAUGACCACCGCCGGGAACCGCUGGGGAGUCGUCAUGUCCAGGAACGCCGGCUAUUCCGACCAGGUAGGCAGAUCAUCGCCACCUUUUCUCCCUUCCCCAAGUGGAAAUAUCUCCGCCUGUCGGCCUGAGAUCAUCUUCGGAAGUCAACCAGAGAGAGACCUGUGAUUGUAAUAAUAGUAUGGAUAUAGUUGACUUUUGGGGGGGAAGGAGAGAUGAUGAUGAUGAUGGGGAUGCUCAUGGUGUGUGUGGUCAGGUGGUGGAGCUGGAUUUUCUGUACCCGAGCGAAGGGAUCCACCGGCGGUGGGAGAGCGGGUACCGGAUCACGUCAAGCGCCGCCACCCAGGACCAGGCGGCAUUCAUACUGAGCAUCCCGAAGAGGAAGCUGAUGGAUGAGACCCAGGAGACCCUGCGCACCUCUGCCUUCCCCAGCAACCAUGUCAAGGUAUGUUGGUGCAUUCCCAGUGGUCGAAUAACACACACACACACAAACACACACACACACAUAUAUCUACAUAUGUAUUUCUUAUUUUUUUCGCUAAAAUAUUUUUACUUGGCAUAGUUUGCUUUUAAUCUGAUCAUUGAGGAAUAGAAGGCACACUGUGUUAGUACUUUCCGUGCUCGUAGAAUCAACAAAAAAAUGAUUUUUUUAUAUAAAAUAUCACCUAAUUUUCAUUCUAUAAUAUUUGGCGGAGUCAAGAAAAUGAGGAGAAAGAGGAGAAGAGAUUGUGGUUUUUUUUCUCUCUUGUAUUUCUUUUUGUAACGUUUUUAAGUAAAGAAGAGGUUCUCUCUCUCUCUCUCUCUAAAAUACAUUCCAAUAAUCAUUAAUAUCGGGGUCUUUGCAGGAGAAAUGGGCGAAGAAUCUCUACAUAGCGUCGAUCUGCUACGGCCGGACGGUGUGUUGA